AAGGCAAAAUAUAAAAUAAAACUUUAUGAUUAUGGGUUCCUGUCUGGGUAGAAAUUCUUCAAAUAAACUCAACUCAAAUAGGAGUACAUCGAGUUUGGUGUCAUCUUGUUUGGGGCGUCAAUCAACAGAUGAUCAGGAUUUGGAUUUAGUCUCGAAUUUUAGUGAUUCCUAUAGAAAGCACAAUAUUAUAUUUCGUAUAUGGAAUUUCAAACGAAAGAAAAAAUCUUCACACUAUUUGGAUAAAUUUUGGCAGCAUCAGGACACCAAUUAUGCCAAAUUAAAUAAUGGAAAUCAAGUUGAAAGUUACUCCGACAUACAGCUACAAAAUCUGGACGUUAACAAUCUACUCAUAACCUCCGGCCAUACCAAAGAAACCGCAGUUAACUAUCUACCCAGUCGUGUGCCCAGCUCACGAGCCAGUUCAUCACUCGAUCUCGAAUGGGAACACGAGUACAGUCAAAUGAGGCAUUUCAACCAACAGCUGCUUAAACAAAAAUCCCAAAUACCAACACAACAAAACUACAGUCAAUUGAGUAUGAUGAUGGCCAGCACUACCAAAGACGAGACCUCAGCCGAUGAGUCCUGGCAGUAUAUGAAUCAAGACGAAGACCAGUCCAUGGCCUCAUUAAGUUCAUUGGGUGCCGUACCCGAUUCCGUAUGUGCAACGAACAAGAACACAGAACGUUUAAACGAGAAACGAAGUUUAUUAAAAUCCAAUAGUCGUGUUGUCAUACGAACUGGUUCCAUAACACGUAACUCUUCACACAAUUCCUGGUCGCAUAUUUCAACGCCCGAAUCCUUAGAAUGGGAUAUAGAUGAGGAUCAGCAGCAGCAAUUGAAAAUGGAAGAUGACAAUUUGGAUCAUGAGACUUUAAAGUUGUUGCAUCAAAUCGAACAGUUAAAGAACCGGGUUUUGUAUGAAACGGGCGAGGGUUUGUAUGAUAUAUUGGAUAAUGGGGAAUUUGAUUAUGCGGGUAAUGGUGUUAGGACUGCAGGCACUACUGGUAAUAGAACAUUCAACAAUACAAAUUGUUUUCAAUUGGGUGAUAGUGAUGGUGAAAAUGCCAAUUAUACUAGUUGA
Molecule: messenger RNA, 1081 nt
Organism: Calliphora vicina (urban bluebottle blowfly)
Lineage: Eukaryota; Metazoa; Arthropoda; Insecta; Diptera; Calliphoridae
Exons: 4
Coding region: 26-1081 (351 amino acids)
Source: RefSeq, a predicted model, not a curated record